AUGUACCUUUCAAAACGCUUGGAAGGUAUCGACCUCAAUCAUAAGUGGGACCGUAAGGUCCGUCGUACGAAGCCAAAAUCGUUGGACGUGUACCUUGGAUUGCUGGUGAAGUUAUACCGUUUCCUGUACCGUCGUACACACAAGAAGUUCAACAAGAUCGUGAUGCGUCGUCUGUUCAUGAGCAGAACGAACCACCCCCCCAUGUCGCUUAACCGCGUUGCCCAGUUGAUGAAGCUGCGUGCCAAGGAUGAGAAAUCGGUGGCCGUUGUGAUCGGCACGGUCACCAACGAUGUACGCAUGCUAGAUAUUCCGAAGCUUAACGUGUGCGCUCUCCGUGUGACCGAGAAGGCUAGACAGCGUAUUCUGAAGAACGGUGGCAAAAUCUACACGUUCGAUCAGCUCGCCCUGCUUUCUCCGACCGGAAGAAACACCGUGCUAAUGCAGGGCAAGCGUACUGCUCGGGAGGUAUUCAAGCACUUCGGCCGUGCUCCGGGUGUACCACACUCCAACACACGCCCGUACGUGCAGUCGAAGGGCCGCAAGUUUGAGAAAGCUCGUGGUCGCCGAAGCAGCUGCGGUUUCAAGAACUAA
Molecule: messenger RNA, 591 nt
Organism: Anopheles marshallii
Lineage: Eukaryota; Metazoa; Arthropoda; Insecta; Diptera; Culicidae
Gene: RpL18
Product: 60S ribosomal protein L18
Exons: 3
Coding region: 1-591 (196 amino acids)
Biological process (GO): translation
Cellular component (GO): ribosome; cytosolic large ribosomal subunit
Molecular function (GO): RNA binding; structural constituent of ribosome
Source: RefSeq, a predicted model, not a curated record